Messenger RNA from Necator americanus (New World hookworm), 654 nucleotides. RefSeq lists its product as uncharacterized. Gene Ontology annotation, molecular function: ATP-dependent peptidase activity; serine-type endopeptidase activity; ATPase binding. Gene Ontology annotation, biological process: protein quality control for misfolded or incompletely synthesized proteins. NCBI's taxonomy places the organism in Eukaryota, Metazoa, Nematoda, Chromadorea, Rhabditida, Ancylostomatidae. Gene Ontology annotation, cellular component: endopeptidase Clp complex. The transcript has 7 exons. The coding region runs from base 1 to 654 and encodes 217 amino acids. The record is from RefSeq and is a predicted model, not a curated record.
AUGUUUGGCGUGAUGUCGUUACGGGGUCUUCUGCCGAUAUUACGAAGAUGUGCCGUAGGAGUUCGUCGAGAACUUAGCACUACUCCUUCCUUAUCGACGAUACCAUUUGUUAUUGAAAAUGAAGGUCGUGGAGAACGAUCAUAUGACAUUUACAGUCGAUUGCUUCGUGAUAGGAUUGUAUGCGUUAUGACACCACUAUUAUUCCUUCAAAGUGACAGCAGUAAGAAGCCAAUUCAUAUGUACAUAAAUAGCCCAGGUGGUAGCGUAACGGCCGGUCUUGCAAUUUAUGACACGAUGCAGAUGAUCACUCCACCAGUUGCAACAUGGUGUGUAGGUCAGGCAUCAAGCAUGGGUUCACUACUUCUUUGUGCUGGUGAGAAAGGUCUACGCACUGCCCUUCCAAACUCAAGAAUAAUGGUACAUCAACCAAGCGGAGGGGCGACGGGUACAUGUUCGGAUAUUGUUAUCCGUGCAGAGGAAAUUCAAAGACUUAAGAAGCGCACUCAAGAGAUAUACGUUCAUCAUACGGGACAAACUUACGAGGUUAUUCAAGAGACAUUGGAUCGCGAUCGUUUUAUGAGUGCUCUCGAAGCGAAAAAUUUUGGAAUUGUCGACAAGGUUGAAUCACAUCAGGGCUCGAUGCCUACGGAAUAG